Dipodomys spectabilis (banner-tailed kangaroo rat) is the source of this 2689-nucleotide messenger RNA. RefSeq names its product extensin-like. The coding region runs from base 173 to 1075 and encodes 300 amino acids. NCBI's taxonomy places the organism in Eukaryota, Metazoa, Chordata, Mammalia, Rodentia, Heteromyidae. The transcript is spliced from 2 exons. The record is from RefSeq and is a predicted model, not a curated record.
UACCGGAGGAAGCCUAUCCGGGACUCCAAGCCGACCUGCGGCCCCGCCCUGCGGCCCACCCCGAGGCCUGUGUGGGCCCGAGGGCCUUAGCCGGGGCGGGCUGCACUGCAGCCAGAAGCCCAGUCCGGAAUGGGGGCCGCCCAGACUUGGCCUCGUGCAGCGCCCGUGCUCCAUGGACCUGGAUUCGGGGACAAGCCUCACCUGUCCUCAGGCCCAGCCCCUCACCUCCAGUCCUCAGGCCCAGCCCCUCACCUCCCGUCCUCAGGCCGGGCCCCAAACCUCCCGUCCUCAGGCCCGGCCCCAAACCUCCCGUCCUCAGGCCGGGCCCCUCACCUCCCGUCCUCAGGCCGGGCCCCAAACCUCCCGUCCUCAGGCCGGGCCCUCACCUCCCGUCCUCAGGCCGGGCCCCAAACCUCCCGUCCUCAGGCCGGGCCCCUCACCUCCCGUCCUCAGGCCGGGCCCCAAACCUCCCGUCCUCAGGCCCGGCCCCUCACCUCCCGUCCUCAGGCCGGGCCCCUCACCUCCCGUCCUCAGGCCCGGCCCCUCACCUCCCGUCCUCAGGCCCGGCCCCAAACCUCCCGUCCUCAGGCCGGGCCCUCACCUCCCGUCCUCAGGCCGGGCCCUCACCUCCCGUCCUCAGGCCGGGCCCCUCACCUCCCGUCCUCAGGCCCGGCCCCUCACCUCCCGUCCUCAGGCCGGGCCCUCACCUCCCGUCCUCAGGCCGGGCCCUCACCUCCCGUCCUCAGGCCGGGCCCUCACCUCCCGUCCUCAGGCCGGGCCCCCCACCUCCCGUCCUCAGGCCCGGCCCCAAACCUCCCGUCCUCAGGCCGGGCCCCUCACCUCCCGUCCUCAGGCCCGGCCCCCCACCUCCCGUCCUCAGGCCUGCCGCCCCACUGCCCCGCGGAUGCAUGGGCCAUUUCUACCCGAGGACAUUACUUGCCUCAUGACACUGACCAGAGUACUGAAGAGCACAAAAUCCCAGGAAGUUGCUAUUUCUCACAUCCAUAGCCCUGUGGUGUCCAGUGUGCUGUACACACUGAUCCCUAGCAAAGGCAAGUCCAACACCUCCAUCUAGGCUGGAACCGUGGGUGUGCGGACUGCAGUACCCGUGAUCCCAACCACAGGACGAGGCGGUGUGUGGACUGCGAGCACCCGUGAUCCCAACCACAGGACAAGGCGGUGUAUGGACUGGAGUACCCAUGACCCAACCAACCACAGGACGAGGCAGUGUAUGGACUGGAGUACCCGUGACCCCACCAACCACAGGACAAGGCAGUGUAUGGACUGGAGUACCCGUGACCCAACCACAGGACAAGGCAGUGUAUGGACUGGAGUACCCGUGACCCCAACCAACCACAGAACGAGGCAGUGUAUGGACUGGAGCACCCGUGACCCAACCACAGGACAAGGCAGUGUGUGGACUGGAGCAACGGUGACCCCAACCACAGGACAAGGCAGUGUAUGGACUGGAGCACCUGUGACCCAACCACAGGACGAGGCAGUGUAUGGACUGGAGCACCCGUGACCCAACCACAGGACGAGGCAGUGUAUGGACUGCAUGCAGUACCCGUGACCCAACCACAGGACGAGGCAGUGUAUGGACUGCAUGCAGUACCCGUGACCCAACCACAGGACGAGGCAGUGUAUGGACUGGAGCACCCGUGACCCAACCACAGGACGAGGCAGUGUAUGGACUGGAGCACCCGUGACCCCAACCACAGGACAAGGCAGUGUAUGGACUGGAGCACCCGUGACCCAACCACAGGACGAGGCAGUGUAUGGACUGGAGUACCUGUGUUCCCAACCAACCACAGGACGAGGCAGUGUAUGGACUGGAGUACCUGUGUUCCCAACCAACCACAGGACGAGGCAGUGUAUGGACUGGAGUACCUGUGUUCCCAACCAACCACAGGACGAGGCGGUGUGUGGACUGGAGCACCCGUGACCCCAACCACAGGACAAGGUGGUGUGUGGACUGGAGUACCCGUGACCCAACCACAGGACGAGGCGGUGUGUGGACUGGAGUACCCGUGACCCAACCACAGGACGAGGCAGUGUAUGGACUGCAGUACCUGUGUUCCCAACCAACCACAGGACGAGGCGGUGUGUGGACUGGAGCACCCGUGACCUAACCACAGGACGAGGCAGUGUAUGGACUGGAGCACCCGUGACCCCAACCUCACAUAUGCUGCGGUGUGUGGCACAGCCCGCCACCUCUGGACCGGUUCUAUUAAAGACAUGUCAGGGCAUUCUGGGCUUACUUUGUUAGAAAAGAAAGAUCUUUCUAGGAGGAUGGAAGAAUCCAGUUCCUCAGGAACACAGGUCUGCAUUAGGAGUAACAGGAGAGGGUUGUGUGUUCCCUGUAAGGCAGGGUGAGGAGGUCACGUGCGGCCCCUCGGGUGAAGCACUAGGCCCAGUUCACUCACACGCAGCUCUCACACCAUCGCUCAGACCUGCACGGUGACCAGGUCUUUGAUGACAGCAACGUUGUCCACUAGGUCUGAGGGAGCAAACGGAGCAAGACGAGCUGGGCCUAGUGGUCAGGACGGUCUCUGGAAGUCCAGCGAGGACGGCAGGUGGCAGAGUAUGCCUGUGUGGUAGAGCCUGCCAGGGUUUGAGAUGAGGUCCAGGUAUCCCAGAGACACAUUUUUAUUUUAAUAAAUUUUAAAAUGUUUAGGUCUGAGUACAA